Maylandia zebra (zebra mbuna) is the source of this 1943-nucleotide messenger RNA. The record is from RefSeq and is a predicted model, not a curated record. Lineage: Eukaryota; Metazoa; Chordata; Actinopteri; Cichliformes; Cichlidae.
CCCGGGGGUUGGGGACCGCUGAUUUAAAAUACACAGGUUACGGUGACACACUGCACUGCACCCUCUUGUGGCACAAAGUGGUCUUACAACAAAGUACAGCUUUUAUCUUUGACACACACGUGUUUGGUUAAAUUCAGAGCAUUUGCCUGUUUAAAUUCCACUGAAAGCUUUAAUUUAGUUUAUGAGGUUUAAUAUUUUUUACACCCAAGAAUGAACAAUAAGCAGCUUUAAAGGAACAGUCGCUGAGUUAAACGUGUGACCUGUAGCUUUAACGCAAACGAGUAACAACAGGCGUCGCCAGGCCACGUGGGACUGAAUAAAUCAAGACGCCUCUUCUCAGUGACCUCGUGUCACGCUGUACCGAGUGGCUCCCUACAGCUGAGCAGUGAAGACCCUUUAAUCUGAACCAGCAGGAUGAACCAAUCAGCUGCAUGGUUUUUACUUUGAGUAAAUGAAAGGUUAGAGUAACUAAAGUAAGAACAGUCAGUGCGACUCUGACAGCUGUCAAACACGUUCAUCUUGCACUGCUUCCUCCUUAUUACAUUUGUCAUUAGACCACAUGCACACUUGGUCUGAUGUGGUGAGAGUCUGUUUUGUUUCUCUCAGUGAGCCGACUCGCUGUGACAGCAGACGUCACCAAAUCAACAAUUUGACUCAUCCGUGCCAGCGUGGCUGGAAACUGCAGCUUGACUGGUUGGUGGAGAUCAGCAACCACUGGGCGUUGGUGGGAGUUUGAGAUACGGUGCAUUUUGCCGUGACUUAUUUUCUAACAGCUGCAAACUGAAGGUGUGUUCAGUGUGUGUGUUAGUGUAACCUCAACGAUGCUUUGCUACAAACAGGAACUAUUAAAGAUAAAUUUAAGGAGCCUCCACUUGAUGCUGUUUACUGCACAGAGUCAUUUGCUUUUCUCAGGAACCGUCUCUGCAGCGUCACAGCUGUUUUUCCGCAUUAUCUGUGUGUGUGUGUGUCGAUGAAGACUACACUAGUGUCCACCUGCAGCAGUGAGUGUGUGCUGUCAUCAGUCAUCCUAAGCUGGUCUCAGUGGCUUCUGUGUGGCUUUGUGACCCACCCUCUUAUGUGGGCGCCCUGGAAGAGAUGCUGGUGGCUCUGAGGAAAAGCCCGAGCAAACCAACACCAGAGGUCCUGGCUGAAUACACGAGAAAAGUCAACUUUCUGAAAGGAACUCUAGAAGCAGAGAAGCUGUCUUCACCAACAGAAAAAGCUUUAGCUAAUCAGUUCCUCGCCCCCGGUCGGACGGCCACGAUGGCCAACGAGAGGAUGUCUGUCACUAAAAAAGUCCACACGCAGACGAAGGCGCGGUGCACGGGAGAGAUGAGGGACGAGCUGCUCGGCACGGGGUCGUCGGGAAAAGACGGAGACUUGAGGAACCGAAGAUGUUUUCCUCUGGACGAGCGUCAGUCUGCCGCAGAGCUGGACGCCGUCCUGCAGCAUCACCACAACCUGCAGGAGAAGCUGGCUGAAGACAUGCUGAACCUGGCCAGAAAUCUGAAGAACAACACUUUGGCUGCGCAGAACAUCAUCAAACAAGACAACCAGACUCUGAGCCAGUCCAUGCGUCAGGCGGACCUGAACUUCGAGAAGCUGAAGACGGAGUCCGAGCGGUUGGAGCAGCACACGAAGAAGUCUGUGAACUGGCUGCUGUGGCUGAUGCUCAUCCUAGUCUCCUUCACCUUUAUCAGCAUGAUCCUCUUCAUCAGAAUCUUCCCCAGACUCAGAUGAUGACCGUGAUCAUCCUCUGAACUCUUAGUCCCGACACGCUCCCGUGUUUACAAGAGCAGAGUCUUCACAGGCCUCCGUAGAGCUACAGCGAUACAGAUCAGUAGCUGUCAGCACCAAAACAAAUCAGUUUCACGGACUGUCACUUUACACUUUUGAAACUGAAAUCUUUCUCCUCCACAUUAAAGUUUAAAUCACGACUCGAA